CCCGGGAACCCCCCGCCAGCAGCGCCGGCUCUGCGGCUGCAGCCCCGCGGCCAGGAACGAGCUGGCGUGUUCCUCCUAGAACCCCAAAUCAUCUUAUCUGGCCCAACUGGUGGUUGCAGUGGGAUCAGCUGUACAGCAAGUGACCUCAGCACAGCCCGGUGGGGACAAGGCCAGUGGCCUGGAGGUUCCCAACAGGCCUACCAGGGAGUCACCAUUGGGGAUCAAGAGUCGGAGUGGAGAGUCAGCUACCGUCUCCCCGCUGGGCUAAGAAAAUGGCCGCCACUCAAGAGGUGCCUCCCCCAGCCCUCGGCCUUCAUUUCCUGUAUCCGCUGGAGGAGACGAUGGCACCACGGGUGAAAAUGGAGGAGCCCGAACCGUUAGGCCCGGAGCCAGGCUGGGAGUGGGAGACGGCCAGCAAGGCGCCGUGGGUGGUGCAGGCUGGGACCAUCGGGGAGCUGCUGAGGUGGGCAGCUCCUCAGCAGGCCCGGCCUGAGGAGACACCCCAAUGCUGGUGGGGGCAACGGUCACCCCUGGAAGUUCUCCCCCCCUGGGAGAGCCCCACCCUGCCAGACAACAGCGCCCUCUUUGGGCAAGCAACCGAUGCCUGCCCAUGGCCCCGAGGGGAGCGCUUGGCACGACUCACGCCAACCCUCGGCAGCGAGGCCUUCAACAGCCCACGGGCAGGGGAUGCCAAGGAUUAUGGAAAGGUGAAGGCGGCCAUCUUGGGAGUGGAGAGGGCAGCCAUCUUGGGAGAGCAAUUAACGCGACUCACGCCAACCCUCAGCAGCGAGGCCUAUCGCAGCCUAGAGGCUGGAGAUGCCAAGGAUUAUGGGAAGGCUGCCAUUUUGGGAGUGGACAAGGCAGCCAUCUUGGGAGAGCCAUUACCUCGACUCACACCAACCCUCAGCAGUGAGGCCUAUCGCAGCGUAGAGGGUGGAGAUGCUAAGGAAUAUGGGAAGGCAGCCCUUUCGGGGGUGGAUAGGGUGGCCAUGUUGGGAAUGGACAAAGCAGGCAUCUUGGGAGAGCAGUUGAUGCGAAUCACGCCAACCCUUAGCAGUGAGGCCUAUCGCAGCCUAGAGGCCGGAGAUGCAAAAGAUUAUGGGAAGGCUGCCAUUUUGGGGGUGGAUAGGGCUGCCAUUUUAGGAGUGGACAAGGUGGCCAUGUUGGGAGAGCAGUUGACACGACUCACACCAACCCUCAGUGGUGAGGCCUACCGCAGCCUGGGGACAGGAGAUGCCAAGGAUUAUCGGAAAGCUUCCAUUUUGGGGGCAGAUAGGACAGCUAUCUUGGGAGUGGACAAGGAGGCCAUCUUGGGAAUGGACAAGGCAGCCAUUUUAGGAGAGCAGUUGACGCAUCUCACGCCAACACUCACUGGUGAGGUCUACCGGAGCUUGGAGGCCAGAGAUGCCAAGGGUUAUGAGAAGGCAGUCAUCAUGGGAGAGCAGCUGACACAAUUCAUGCCAGCCCUCAGCAGCGAGGCCUACCGUAGCCUAGAGGCUGGAGAUGCCAAGGAUUAUGGGAAAGCUGCCAUUUUGGGAGCAGACAAGGCAGCCAUCUUGGGAAUGGACAAGGCAGCCAUCUUGGGAGUGGACAAAGCUGCCAUCUUGGAAGAUCAACAGACAGAAUUCACGCCAACCCUCAGUGGCGAGGCCUACCGCAGCCUGGAGGCCGGAGACACCAAAGAUUAUGGCAAAGCAGCCAUCUUGGGUGUUGGCAAGGCAGCAAUCUUGGGAGUGGGCAAGGCUGCGGCAGAGAGGUGGCGCCAAUGCUUCCGAGGAUUCAGCUACCAGGAGGCUGGUGGGCCACGGGAGGCCUGGGCCCGGCUCCGGGAGCUUUCCCGCCGCUGGCUGGAGCCCCAGCGUCGCACCAAGGAGCAGAUCCUGGAGCUGCUGGUCCUGGAGCAGUUCCUGAGCAUCCUGCCGGGGGAGAUGCAGAGCUGGGUCUGGGAACGAGGCCCCGAGACCUGUGCUGAGGCUGUGGCCCUGGCUGAGGGCUUCCAGCGGGCUCGGCCGGAGGCUAGGAUUUGGGAGCAGCAGGUCACUGUGCGGGUGAAGGUGGAAAAACCCAGCAUGGAGGAGACACCAUGUGCAGGAGCAUCAUGGGAAACUCCUGCACCCCCACUACCCCAUCCCCAGGAGGGGGCGACACUGAGCCGGCCCGGCCCCGAGCUACCCUGCAUCCCCAAGGAGGAGCCCCAGCCGCCCCCGGCAGGAGCCAUAAUGGAGGAGGCAAAUCCGCAGCAGGAAUGUCCAAAGGAAGGCAAAGUGCCCCGCAUCUGCCCCCAAAAAUCCGUUGGGGACAGGGGCCCUGGGAGUCAGGGUAGGGCUGAUGUCCCCCAGCCGCCGAGGGAACUCGCCCCGCAUGCCCGUGACCCUGAUGUCGCGUCUGGUUCCCACCCAAUCCAGGGGCCUCACCUCUGCCCCCAGUGUGGCCGGAGCUUCCGCCAGAGUUCUGCCCUCCUGACUCACCAGCGGACCCACACUGGCGAGAAACCUCACCAGUGCCCGCAGUGCGGGAAGAGCUUCUCCCGGGGUUCCCAGCUCACCCGUCAUCUGCGAAUCCACGGGGCAGAGAGAUCCCACCGCUGCCACCAAUGCAGCCGGAGUUUCUACCACAGCUCCGAGCUGGCCAGGCACCGGGCCUCCCACAGCAAGGACCGGCCCUACGGGUGCAGCCAGUGCGGGAAGAAGUUCCGCUGGCGCUCCGACCUGGUGCGCCACCAAAUCACCCACACUGGCGAGCGCCCCUACGGCUGCCCAGAGUGUGGCAAGAACUUUGGGCAGAGCUCCCACCUGGUGAGGCACCGCAGGACCCACACAGCCUGCUUCCCUCUCCCCAAGACCGACGUGAGGUGGAUGGAGCGAGGGGAAGAGCCGUGGGGCCCUGAUCUCCCCUCCUCCGAGGCUGGGGGGACCCCCGGUGAGACCCACACAGAAGCUGACGGGGUGGCCACACCCCCGACUCCCCGCCACAAGCCAGCCGGCCGCUCCUACCAGUGUCCGGAGUGCGGGAAAUCCUUCCGGCAGAGCUCGCACCUCCUCCAGCACCAGACCACGCACACAGGCGAGCGCCCCUACCGCUGCCCCGACUGCGGCCGGGCCUUCAGUCAGAGCUCUGACCUGGUGCGGCACCAGCGCGUCCACACAGGCGAGCGCCCCUACCACUGCCCUGACUGCGGCCGGGCCUUCAGCCAGAGCUCCAACUUGCUGCAGCACCGGCGGGCGAGCUCCGGCACCCGCCCCUUCUGCUGUGCCCAGUGCGGCAAGCGCUUCGGCCGCAGCUCCCACCUGCUCAAGCACCAGGCCACCCACUCCGGCGAGCGGCCCUUCGGCUGCGCCGACUGCGGCAAGCGCUUCGGCCACAGCUCCAGCCUGCUCCAGCACCGGCGGGUCCACGCUGGCCAGCGGCCCUUCGGCUGCGCCGACUGCGGCAAGAGCUUCCUGCAGAGCUCCGACCUGCUGAAACACCGGCGCGUCCACACCGGGGAGAAGCCCUACACCUGUGGGGAGUGCGGGCGCGGCUUCAGCCAGCGCUCCCACGUGGUCAAACACGGCCGGGUCCACAGCCGGGGCAAGCCAUGAGGGGGCGGGGGGGUGAGA
Messenger RNA from Gopherus flavomarginatus (Mexican gopher tortoise), 3599 nucleotides. Its product is annotated as myeloid zinc finger 1-like. The transcript has 6 exons. Lineage: Eukaryota; Metazoa; Chordata; Testudines; Testudinidae. Gene Ontology annotation, biological process: regulation of transcription by RNA polymerase II; central nervous system development. Gene Ontology annotation, molecular function: RNA polymerase II cis-regulatory region sequence-specific DNA binding; DNA-binding transcription factor activity, RNA polymerase II-specific. Gene Ontology annotation, cellular component: nucleus. The coding region runs from base 273 to 3581 and encodes 1102 amino acids. The record is from RefSeq and is a predicted model, not a curated record.